Messenger RNA from Marmota monax (woodchuck), 1689 nucleotides. RefSeq names its product 3-hydroxyacyl-CoA dehydratase 4 (gene Hacd4). The transcript is spliced from 7 exons. Gene Ontology annotation, biological process: very long-chain fatty acid biosynthetic process; sphingolipid biosynthetic process; fatty acid elongation. NCBI's taxonomy places the organism in Eukaryota, Metazoa, Chordata, Mammalia, Rodentia, Sciuridae. Bases 61 to 759 code for a protein of 232 amino acids. Gene Ontology annotation, cellular component: endoplasmic reticulum membrane. Gene Ontology annotation, molecular function: 3-hydroxyacyl-CoA dehydratase activity. The record is from RefSeq and is a predicted model, not a curated record.
CGCGCCUGCCCGCCCAGGCUCCUUCCCGGACGGCGCUGGAGAUCCUGGUGGUGGAGGCCCAUGGGGCCCGUGGCGCUGCCUGCCUGGCUGCAGCCCAGGUAUAGAAAGACUGCCUAUCUUUUCAUCUAUUAUUUAAUCCAGUUCUGUGGCCACUCAUGGAUACUUACAAAUAUGACAGUCAGAUUCUUUUCAUUUGGAAAAGAUUCAAUGGUUGACACUUUUUAUGCUAUUGGACUUGUCAUGCGACUUUGCCAAUCCAUUUCUCUCCUGGAGUUGCUGCACAUAUAUGUUGGCAUUGAAUCAAACCAUCUUUUUCCAAGGUUUUUGCAGCUCACAGAGAGAAUAGUCAUUCUUUUUGUGGUGAUCACCAGUCAAGAGGAAAUCCAGGAGAAAUAUGUGGUGUGUGUUUUAUUCAUCUUUUGGAAUCUGUUGGAUAUGGCUAGGUACACUUAUAGCAUGUUAUCGGUCAUAGGAACAUACUAUUCCAUCUUGACAUGGCUCAGUCAAACACUGUGGAUGCCCAUCUAUCCCCUGUGUGUUCUUGCUGAAGCAUUUGCCAUCUAUCAGUCGCUGCCUUAUUUUGAAUCGUUUGGCACUUACUCCACCAAGCUGCCUUUUGACUUCUCCAUCUAUUUCCCAUAUGUGCUAAGGCUGUAUCUCAUGAUGCUCUUUAUAGGCAUGUAUUUUACCUACAGUCAUCUUUACUCAGAAAGAAGAGACGUCCUCAGAGUCUUUUCCAUUAAGAAGAAGAAAAUAUGAAGUACAGCAUUCCAGUGUGACCUGAGAAAAGACAGGCUCAUGGACUUGGCUGCAGCAACUACUACACAGGAAGUAUUCUAGUGGAAAAUACCCAGUACUUGACAAAAACCCAUGACAUAACAUAAUCACACCCCCCCAACUCUACACACAACAGCAGUCUGUUUAUCACUCACUGUAUUUCCAAAAUGUGUACUCUGCAUACCCUGUUUCCCCCAAACUGUGGUUUUUAUACAAGUUACAUUUAUAUUGGGUGAAGUCUGAUUGUUUCACUGUAAGGUUAAUGAGAAAAAGGAAAUUAAUGGAAUUAAGUUCAGUUAAAUUGAGAAACCAGACUUGGUAACCUAAAUUACAUGUAUUCCUUCUCACUUCUGAUUGCCAAAUAGCAGCAGAUCUGUAGGAGGAAAGCACUAUAAAAUACACUCUGUCCUCAUCUAGAAUAAUGUACUUCAUGGACAAAUGUCUUUGUCCCCAAAUGUCAGUACCCACCAUAAAUACUAGCUACACAUAGAAAAUUAAACAUCUUUCCAAGGCCUAUGUUAGCCUUCUCAGGCUGCGAUAACAAAAGCCUCAAUCUGGGUGGCUUAAAUAAAUGUUAUUUUCAUGGUUCUGGAGUUUUAGAAGUCCAAGAUUUCUGUUCCUAGUGAGGACUUCUUGGUUUAUAGACAAAUGCCCUUUUUUUUUUUUUUAAACACAAGACGGACCACUGUCUCACAACUCCUCUUAUAAUAAUAUUAAUCCUAUUUGGGAGGGUUCCACCCUAAUCAAAGAACUGCUUCCCCAAGGCUCCACAUCCAGGUAUUGUUGCAUUGAGGGUUAGGGCCUAAUACAGGAAUUUUAGGGAAACACAGAUUCAGUCUAUAGCAUUUUGCACCUGACUUCACAAAAUUUAUGUCCUUCUUAUAAGUGAAAUACAUUCCUUCUAUCCCAACA